Messenger RNA from Ostrea edulis (European flat oyster), 1936 nucleotides. Its product is annotated as RNA-binding region-containing protein 3-like. The transcript is spliced from 14 exons. The record is from RefSeq and is a predicted model, not a curated record. Gene Ontology annotation, biological process: mRNA splicing, via spliceosome. Gene Ontology annotation, molecular function: protein binding; pre-mRNA intronic binding; U12 snRNA binding. The coding region runs from base 73 to 1524 and encodes 483 amino acids. Lineage: Eukaryota; Metazoa; Mollusca; Bivalvia; Ostreida; Ostreidae. Gene Ontology annotation, cellular component: U12-type spliceosomal complex.
AAUAGUGAUGCUCCUAAGCGCUUGAAUGACAUUGAUGUCCCUUUACUUUCAUUUUAGAAAGAAAGCGGAAACAUGGGUACAUCAUCAGAGACAAACUGCAUACUCUAUGUACGACACCUGCCAUCUGAACUUAACAGCAAUGACAAAGAAGACUUACUUAUACAUUUUGGUGCCACAACAGUUAAAGUUAUGGGAACAAGAGGAUCAAUGAAACAUACAGCUUUCGCCAUGUUUCCUGACCAUGAUUCAGCUAGGAAGGCACUGAACCAGCUUCACCAGCUAGAAGUGUGUGGUUGUAAACUUGUUGUAGAAUUCGCAAAGAGUACCCAGAGUAAAAAUUUCCCAUCCCUAUUAGAAAAAAAGAGAAAGAAACUUACAGAAGGCAGUGAAAUUCUUCAAGACUCCAAAAAAGAGAAACCCGAUGAGUAUCUACCCACAGAAAACACCUUUAAAACAUGGCAGAUGGAAUACCCAAGGAACCCAAAGCUGCACUAUUUAUAUCCUCCACCAACUGUUUCCAUAGUAACCAAUAUUGCCAAUGCUCUGGCUUCAUACCCUAAAUUCUAUGUCCAGGUUCUCCACCUGAUGAACAAGAUGAAUCUACCUCCCCCAUUUGGUACUGUAACUUCUACUCCCCCCAUACCGAGUGAUAAAGAAGAUACACAGAUGUUAGGAAAAGAUCAAUUAGAAGCAGAAGAGAUGGAAGUUAUGAGUGAAGAAGAAUCCGAGAUAGAAAGUGAUGGCGAAAACAAAGGAACAAUUAAAGAAAAAAUAGCUACCAAACGACCAAUGAGGAGGAAAUCCAGGUUACCCAGGAAGAAACCAAAGUUAGCUCCCUUGGUUCCCCAGACAGAGAUAAUACCUGCCAAACCGGCACAAAUACUGAGUACAAAAGAAGUAUUUGAGCAGACAACAACACAGGUUCCACACAAAAAGAUUGAACUCAUACUACCUGAAACAGUUCUUAGCAAAGAUGACGAAAAAGAGCACCCAGACGUGUUGUCAGUGGUCCAGUCAGCUGAACAGACAGUUAAGGAGGAGAGUGGGUUUGGGAAAAUUCAACCUGUGGAAAAGCCUCCACCAGAAGAAGAGUUGAGGGAAUCUGACCUGCCAUACACUGUAGAUCCUACAAAGUUCUUGUCUAUGGCUGAUAUCAGAAGUGGCAGAAUAUCUCCGUCAGAAAUGAAGAAUUUCUCAGUCUUUAAGAAUUAUGACAGCGGUGAGAUUGCAAGUCGAUUAUACAUUAAGAAUCUUGCAAAACACACCACAGAACAGGACCUUGUUAAUAUAUAUGGAGGCUUUGUAAACUGGAGUGAAGAACUGGAGAAAAAUAUAUUUGAUAUACGUUUGAUGAAGGAGGGCAGAAUGAAAGGACAGGCAUUUAUAACAUUUGCCAAUGAAAAUUCAGCUCACAAAGCUCUCAAAGCAACCAAUGGAUUGGUACUCAAUUCCAAACCUAUGGCAGUGCAAUAUGCAAGAUCUGCAAAAGCAAAGGAACCUACAGAGAAAUCUUCAAAGAAAUGAUUUCAUCAGUUAAUGAUAGAGUUUAUGAAGGUCACACUCAGAGAGUACAGCAAGAAUAUUUGAGAGAAAUCGUGGUAGUGAGGUGUGCCGAGAGACGCCUCACAAGAACAGAAAGAAAAUUAUGAUGAACAGAUUUAACUUCUUGGACAUCUUGGAUGUCGGUGAAGCAGGGGUGUUUACAUCAAAAGCAUUGAUCGUACACAAAUGUCCACCAGGUUCUGACCUCAUAUGAAGCCAGCAUGAAGGACAAAGUGUAUAAUGUAUAUCAUAACAGUCUAAUCCGAGGAUAUUCCACCUUUGUGUUCAAUAAAAGUGUGUGCAUUUGAAUGAAGGAUUUUUGUAGAGAAUCAUAUGUAUACAUUUGUUUAUGGAUAACAUACAUGUACAUAUAAAUAGCACUUUGAAAAUUUCA